GCGGCCCCUCCCCCCUCCAGGAGCUCCAAAUUCCCGAAUUUUCCCCCCAAAUUCCCGAGGGGGGAGGGGGAACCCCAGCGCCCCCUCCCCCACUCUGCACAGGAUUGGACUCUGCCCUUGGAUUGCCCCAUGUGAAGGAUGCUGAAGAAGAGCAGCCUGGCUCUGCUGGGUGCCGCGCUCUUCCUCGCCUGGAACGGGCUGCUGCUCCUCUUCCUCUGGGGCCGCCCCGGGGCCCCACCGAGCGCCCCGAACCCGCAGCUCGGCCCGGACUCGCGCCUGCUGCCGGCGCAGCUGCUGCAGCUGGCGCAGGACGCCGAGGCCGAGCUGCGCCUGCAGCGCGACCUGCUGCUGCAGAUCCAGCAGCUGGGCCGGCUGCAGCGCCGCAGGACGCCGAAACCCGCCCGGAAAACGCCAAAACCGCCCGGAAAAGCGGCUGAAAUCGCCGCCGAGCCGCCGGUGCUGCCGGUGCUGGUGCUGGCCUGCGACCGCAGCUCGGUGCGGCGCUGCCUGGAUAAAAUCCUGCGCUACCGGCCCAGCGCGCGGCGCUUCCCGGUGAUCGUCUCGCAGGACUGCGGCCACGCCGAGACCGCCGCUGUCAUCGCCUCGUACGGCGCGGCCGUGGCGCACAUCCGGCAGCCCGACCUCGGCGACGUGCCGGUGCCGCCGGAGCACCGCAAGUUCCAGGGCUACUACAAGAUCUCGCGGCACUACCGCUGGGCGCUGGGGCAGGUGUUCCGCACCUUCCGCUACCGCGCCGCCAUCGUGGUGGAGGACGACUUGGAGGUGGCGCCGGAUUUCUUCGAGUACUUCCAGGCGGUGCUGCCGCUGCUGCAGGAGGACCGCAGCCUGUGGUGCGCCUCGGCGUGGAACGACAACGGCAAGGAGGGCUUGGUGGACGCCGGCAGGGCCGAGCUGCUCUACCGCACCGACUUCUUCCCCGGUUUGGGCUGGCUGCUGCUGGCCGAGCUCUGGGACGAGCUGGAGCCCAAAUGGCCGCCGGCGUUUUGGGAUGAUUGGAUGCGGCAGCCCGAGCAGCGGCGCGGCCGGGCGUGCGUCCGGCCCGAGGUGUCCAGGACGAUGACCUUCGGCCGCAAGGGCGUGAGCCACGGGCAGUUCUAUGACCAGUACUUAAAGUUCAUCAAACUCAACGACCGCUUCGUGCCUUUCACCCAAAUGGACCUUUCUUACCUCAAAAAGGACGAGUACGAGCGAUUCUUCCUGCAGCAGGUUUACUCCGCGCCCGAAAUCCGCCUGGAGGAGCUGCAGAAGGAUUCGGGGAGGGAUUUGGGGGCGGUCAGGCUCCAGUACCGGGGCAGGGAUUCCUUCAAGGCUUUGGCCAAAGCCUUGGGCUUGAUGGACGACCUCAAAUCCGGCGUCCCCCGCGCCGGCUACCGCGGCGUCGUCAGCUUCGUGUGCCGGGGCCGCCGCGUCUUCCUGGCCCCCCCCUCGGACUGGACGGGCUACGACCCCUCCUGGAGCUGAGGGUGGGAUUUUGGGGGGGAUUUCCCCCCUUUUUUUGGGGGGGUUUUGCAGAAUAAAAGGUGAGGAAACGUGGGGGUUCCACCACCCCGCCCCCGCGCCGUUUGCAUCACUGCCAUUUGCAUCCUGACAUUGGUUUAAAAGUCCUUAUCUCUAAAUUUGGGGAAA
Molecule: messenger RNA, 1647 nt
Organism: Onychostruthus taczanowskii (white-rumped snowfinch)
Lineage: Eukaryota; Metazoa; Chordata; Aves; Passeriformes; Passeridae
Gene: MGAT1
Product: alpha-1,3-mannosyl-glycoprotein 2-beta-N-acetylglucosaminyltransferase
Exons: 3
Coding region: 139-1482 (447 amino acids)
Biological process (GO): protein N-linked glycosylation
Cellular component (GO): Golgi apparatus
Molecular function (GO): alpha-1,3-mannosylglycoprotein 2-beta-N-acetylglucosaminyltransferase activity
Source: RefSeq, a predicted model, not a curated record